AUGAAUUUGCAGCAGACCUUUUUGAUAGCAUCUGCUCUAGCACUAACUGCCUUCUCACCGGAACUGUACCACUUUGGCCCAGAGAAGGUCUUCGCAUGCGUCUUUGAAGAGCCUAUAAUGCAGCUGCAGAAGUCUCUUAAGCAGAAGCGCUUUGCUUGGAAGGUUCAGCAUGACUUCGAAGGGAUAGCCGUCUUCCUAAUCAACCCACCAACGGCAGGAGUUAGAGUGCUCCGUCUUGGCGGUACGAGUCCGGAGAAUACUCUCCAGUUUCUCAGUGAUCUCCAACACGAGAUAGGCUUAACUACAAUGCCUUUUCGAGAGUAUUUUGAUGUCGUCGUUGCGAAUGAUCUUGAUAUCUUCUUUAUCCUCACUUUGUUCCUAGAACAAUGGUCACAAAGCGACUGUAGGUAUCAUUUGCCUCGGCUUCGAAGCCCGAGAUAUACAAGGAAGCGGCUGGUGAGCUUCGGACGAAACCUGGAUUGGGAUCUCAAGAAGGUGAAGUUCUUCAACGGCACCAAUGCUGUCAAAAUGGGUUACCACAAGAUUUACUCUAAUUUUCUUCCUGUUUCGGGCCCCUCUGAAGCCCAUUACGAGGAGGUUGCUUAUCAUGUCUUCAAGGUGGAGGAUUUUUAG
Molecule: messenger RNA, 633 nt
Organism: Cryphonectria parasitica EP155
Lineage: Eukaryota; Fungi; Ascomycota; Sordariomycetes; Diaporthales; Cryphonectriaceae
Exons: 5
Coding region: 1-633 (210 amino acids)
Source: RefSeq, a predicted model, not a curated record